This is a messenger RNA of Nerophis ophidion (straightnose pipefish), 2651 nucleotides long. It is a transcript of the gene hoxa3a, whose product is annotated as homeobox A3a. Gene Ontology annotation, cellular component: nucleus. Gene Ontology annotation, molecular function: DNA-binding transcription factor activity, RNA polymerase II-specific; RNA polymerase II cis-regulatory region sequence-specific DNA binding. Lineage: Eukaryota; Metazoa; Chordata; Actinopteri; Syngnathiformes; Syngnathidae. The coding region runs from base 789 to 1976 and encodes 395 amino acids. The record is from RefSeq and is a predicted model, not a curated record. The transcript has 4 exons. Gene Ontology annotation, biological process: regulation of transcription by RNA polymerase II.
GAGACGGAGGGAGACUUCUGGUUUUGUCUUUUAGAGCUUUUUGGGGAGUUCCGGCCGCCAGAUGAGUCCCACGAUGGCAUACUGCGCGUGGAGUAUCCAAUAUGUCGUCCAAUAGUACAAAAAAAAAAAAAAAAACUAGGGCAUCACGAUGUGAUUUGAAUAUGAUGCACAUAUCAGAGCGUGGGGGGCGACACUGAGUCGUAAUGUUCCACACAUAACAUCCAGAACCAGUGGGGGUGUCACAGAACCCGUUUUUCACUGCCUCCCUCCAUUAAUGAUUCACAGCCUCAAAUAAAAGGAUUUAAGUUGACGUCGCGUCAUGUGACGGCUCCGGUGUGCUCGCUGGGAUGCGUGGAAGGGGCUCCUCGGUGUUUGGCGCCUAGGGAGGAGGUGCAGGGGGGGAAAGAAGCUAAUAGGAGAAACGCUGCCGUGUUCCUUUUUUUUUUUUUUUUUUUUUUUGCCGUGCUGUGUGCGCGCGCGCGUGAGUCUGUGUGUGGAUGUAUUACACGCGUGUCACGGACGGAUAUGUUUUUCCACGCGCAGAGAGCCCGAGCUUUGGGAGGAUGGAUUUUAUUUUGAGGUAUUUCCGCCGAUUGUUCAUUACUGUGGUGAGUUAUUGCAGCCAGAGGCAGAGAAAUCGAGGCCUGUAACGUCUCAGCGGAGCUCCCACGGUUCACCCGAGGAGGCCAUUGGCGGAGAGGCGUCACAUGACCACGGGGUGCCAAUGUUCUUCUACAAGGGUGUCAAGACCCUGUCACGUUCUGAAAUAAAUAUUGGGAAACGGCGAGAUGCAAAAGGCAAGCUACUACGACAGCUCGGCAAUUUACACUGGCUACCCCUAUCAAAGCGCAAAUGGCUUCAGUUAUGACGCCAAUCACGUCCAAUAUCCCCGCGCCUCUCAUGUGGAAAGUGACUACCAUCGACCCGCCUGCUCGCUGCAGUCGACUGACGGCUCCGUGGCGCUGCACAAGCCGGCGGAGAUGGCGGAGAGCUGCGACGCCGCCGCGGGCGUCCAAGCGGCGCCGAGCGAGGUGCGUCAUCCCGAGAGCGCCAUGCACGAGGCGCCGCCCACGCCCUCGCAGUCCCCCGGCCUCCAGAACGCCAGCGCCGGGCCAGCGAGCGCCAAGAGCGGCUCCCCCACCUCGGGCCCCCGCGGCAAGCAGAUCUUCCCCUGGAUGAAGGAGUCGCGUCAAAACACCAAGCAGAAACCCGCCAAUAGCGCCAGUUCAGUGGAGAGUUGCCCCGGAGACAAGAGUCCUCCCGGGUCUGCCGCCUCCAAGAGGGCCCGGACUGCCUACACCAGCGCCCAGCUGGUGGAGCUGGAGAAGGAGUUCCACUUCAACCGGUACCUCUGCAGGCCCCGCAGGGUGGAGAUGGCCAACCUGCUCAACCUCACGGAGAGACAGAUCAAGAUCUGGUUCCAGAACCGCCGGAUGAAAUACAAGAAGGAUCAGAAGGGGGUCGGGAUGAUGCCCUCCCCGGGGGGUCAGUCCCCGAGGAGCCCGGUGGGCCCGUCGUCCGGCGGCGGCGGAUACCUCAGCUCUAUGCAUUCUCUGGUAAACAGUGUUCCUUACGAGUCCCAGUCCCCGACGUCGUACAGCAAGGCUCACCCGAACGCCUACGGCAUGACGUCAUACCCCCCGCCGUUAAACCCCCAGAAGCGGUACCCCGACUCGGCCACGCCCGAGUAUGACGCGCACGCCCUGCAGGGCGGCAACUACGGCGCGCACAUGCAGGGCAGCCCCGUCUACGUCGGGGGAGGCUACAUCGAACCCAUGCCCAACUCCGGGGCGUCCGUGUUCGGCCUCACGCACCUCCCGCACCCGCCCUCCUCCAACAUGGACUACAACGGAGCAAUCACGAUGGGCGGCGGGCAGCAGCACGCGGUGUGCGAGCCCACGCCGACCUACACGGACCUCACGCCGCAAUACUCUCAGGGAAGAAUCCAGGAGGCGCCCAAACUGACGCAUCUGUAGCGGCGUGGCGCACUUUGUAUCACUCCGCCCAUUGUCUCGGAGCCGCCUCCGGACCGUAUCACCGCCUUUCGUUGUGUCCCUCCACACCUUUCCCUCCCUUUAGUUUGACCAUGUGUGAAGUAGCGAAUAGGAUUAAUAAUCAUUUCCUUACCCCCCCUAAGACAUUCACGAUAGGCCUAUUUAAUCUAUUUUCUUUGUUUUUAAAUUCAAACAGGGUAUUAUGAACAUGGUAUUGCUUUUAUUUUUCAAUGUGAACUUAUUUAUCCGCAUUUGAAGAUUAUUUGUUUGCAUUUUGUUGCACUUGUGAAAGGAUAGUCGAGGGAAACGCCUUUUUUUUUGCUUGUUUUGGACUUUCUGAUGUUAUUUAUUUUGUUUAGUGUUACCAAAUAGUCCUCUAGUAUUAUUUGAAGCUCAGCCCCCCCCCUUCCUUACUCGAACAGCAGGCUUCAUUUUCACAACCUUUUUCUUCUUCGAGGAGCUAUUUUUUUUAUUUGAUAUUGUCCUCACAUCAUGUAAAAUCAAUCAAUCGACGCAAUAACGGUGCAAAGAAGGACGCAUUUUAUCUGUUUUUUUUAUAUAUAUAUAUGAAUGAGAACAAACACGUCAAUCCCCCCCUUUCAUAUACAUUCCAUGCUGCUCCAGUUCGAAGAAGUAAAUAAAACAAAUGAAAUACAA